Messenger RNA from Poecilia latipinna (sailfin molly), 1435 nucleotides. Its product is annotated as calcium/calmodulin-dependent protein kinase II inhibitor 2-like. Gene Ontology annotation, biological process: negative regulation of protein kinase activity. The transcript has 2 exons. Gene Ontology annotation, molecular function: calcium-dependent protein kinase inhibitor activity; protein kinase binding. The record is from RefSeq and is a predicted model, not a curated record. The coding region runs from base 549 to 788 and encodes 79 amino acids. Lineage: Eukaryota; Metazoa; Chordata; Actinopteri; Cyprinodontiformes; Poeciliidae.
ACAGCUCCCUCGUCAGGUCUCCCCGGGAUCGGUGUUUUGCAUCGCUCCUCGAUUUGCAUUUCUUCCUCAGAUUUUCCGUGCGACGGGUUCAGCGGGCGCUUCUUCACGGCUCUUUUUUUUUUAAUAUACAUACAUACAUACAUACGCGCGCCUCCAUUUCCACAUCCAUAUACGCGCAAAGAGAGACAGAGAACUAGAGAGAAGGAAACAAAACAUACAAACGAAAAACAAAACAUCUGGAUUUUUAAAAUAAUGUUGCCGAAGCUCCACGACUGGGGAAACUGAAGAGAUUUUUUUACAUUCCCUGCUUUAUCUUCUCUUCUUUCUGGUGCGUACCAGCGGAGCUAGACACGUGUCCUCGGGGUAAACAGAAAGGGCUAGGUCGUGCCAGCGGAUCGCGUUGUUUCUUUCCCUCUGUUGUAGUUGUUGUUUUUUCCCCCCUCCCCUCUCUACUCUGUUUGUUACCGACACACCGGGCUUAAGCUUGGCUACCGCAGAUAUUGCCUAUUUCAUCCGUCGCGCCUUGGUAAAUAAGACGCCUUUUGGAGAUGUCGGAAGUGCUGCCUUUCAACGAAGAGAAAAUGAGUCAUUAUGGAAAUGAGGGCGACGAGGAACACCUUUCCUUCACCUGUCGCCUUCAAGACACCAACAACUUCUUCAACGGCUCACAGAACAAGCGUCCGCCGAAACUCGGACAAAUUGGCAGGAGCAAGCGAGUUGUGAUCGAGGAUGAGAAUGGCGACGAAGCGCUGAAAAACGGAACAGAGAAGACUUCAGGAGAGGCUUAAGGCAUCCGAACCCACCGAAAGACAAUCCAGUUUUUGUUUUUGUUUUUCUAUGGCGAUAUUUACCAGUCCUAAUCCAAAGACACUGUAUAUAAGCACUUUCUCUCAUGUGGCAGCAAGCAAGCACUUCCACGCCCUCCUCCUCUUCCCAGUCUGUCAUGACCAGCCGGAUGGAUGGAUGCACAAGCGCUGGCCAGGAGUGGGAGGCGGCAGCAAAAAAAAGAAAAAGGAGAAAAAAAAAAGUGGAGGCCUCCAGGUGGACCCCCCAUAACACAUUUUACACAAACGCACCCUUGAUUUCGCCAUAAAUCCAGUCACAGGAGAGGAGACUGGGGGAGGAGGCAAGCGGUGGGGGAGCGAGGUGAAGGAUGGAGGCGAUGCUGUCGAAAUGCAGAAAUCAGGGACAGGAUACAGAGGUAGAUCUAUUAUAAUAAACUAAAGCACACACUUCUCCUAUAUCUUAUCAAUCAAACCUUUCUGCUCUUCGUUUUUUUUUUUUUUUUUGACUGAGGGCAAACGAAUACCAGAGUUUUGUAAAUAUGGAAAGGGUAGCCCAUAUUUUCUUGCACAAAGUGAGAACUGGUGAGCUGGUUUUGUUCCGUGUCGACGACUUUAAUUUAUUCUGGAAACCCUGGGGAAUAUGUCUUUUU